AAAUGAUAAUACCACCAAUGUCCACCCUCCAACAAACUCUCCUCUUCCUCUCAAACCCUAAUUUUACCACAAUUCCCAUUCUCUCCCCCUCUCUUUCUCUAAUUUUCCCAACCUACCCCAACCCCUGCUGCUGCAGCCAGCACAAGCUUUUCAUUUGCAAGUGGAUCCAAUAAAAUGUACCCACAUGAAUGAUCUGAAAAAUUUACCAUCAUCAAUUCAUGUAAUUUUAUUAUUUUAUGUUCCAAACUGUGGGGUUGAGAAUCAAUCGGUUGGGAGCCCGGUUGUGGCUAGGAUGUCGAAUUUAUACGGAGAUUAUAACCAGAAGAUUGAUUAUGUGUUCAAAGUGGUGUUGAUUGGAGAUUCGGCGGUGGGGAAAACACAGCUGCUCGCGCGAUUUGCUAGAAAUGAAUUCAGUGUGGACUCGAAAGCCACGAUAGGGGUCGAAUUUCAAACGAAAACACUUGUUCUCGAUCAGAAAACCGUCAAGGCGCAGAUUUGGGACACGGCUGGCCAAGAAAGGUACAGAGCAGUCACGAGCGCAUAUUACCGAGGUGCAGUAGGAGCAAUGUUGGUUUAUGACAUGACCAAGCGUCAAUCGUUUGAUCACAUGGCUAGGUGGUUGGAGGAAUUGAGGGGGCAUGCCGAUAAGAACAUCGUUAUAAUGCUCAUCGGCAACAAAUGUGACUUGGGGAGUCUUCGAGCAGUGCCAACUGAGGAUGCACAGGAGUUUGCUCAAAGAGAAAACCUAUUUUUUAUGGAAACAUCCGCUCUUGAAGCCACCAACGUUGAAACUGCGUUUUUGAUGAUCCUAAGGGAGAUAUACCGGAUAAUGAGCAAGAAGACACUUGCUGCCAGUGACCUAGAUGGCGGAGAAUCAGGUCUCCUAAAAGGAACAGCAAUUAUUGUUCCCGGUCCAGAUGGGGAUGGUUCUAGGAAGGGUGGGUGCUGCUUCUCCUCCACUUAAUUUUUUUGAACUUCAUUUUCUCUUUUCAAUUUAUCGUGAGGGAAAUAUGUUUCGUUUGGGCUCCUCCAUCCAUUUCAUCAAAGCUUAUACUUUGUCGGAAAGGAGAUUGUAGGUAAUGUAUGGCAGUGUUUGAUUGUAUUGAACAGGUGAGGAACCUACAAGCCUAAUUUCCAGAAAACAGCCUCCAAUUGUCUCUGGAAUUGGAAAUCUGUUUCUUCUAUUUAGAAUUAAUAUAGGAACUUUUGUACAAAAUUUCUCAGAAUUAAAGUUUGGUUUGGAUUUGGUCGCUUUCAA
Messenger RNA from Pyrus x bretschneideri (Chinese white pear), 1258 nucleotides. Its product is annotated as ras-related protein RABA4d. The transcript is spliced from 2 exons. Gene Ontology annotation, molecular function: GTP binding; GTPase activity. Gene Ontology annotation, cellular component: endosome. Lineage: Eukaryota; Viridiplantae; Streptophyta; Magnoliopsida; Rosales; Rosaceae. Bases 185 to 964 code for a protein of 259 amino acids. The record is from RefSeq and is a predicted model, not a curated record.